Lasiosphaeria miniovina is the source of this 1062-nucleotide messenger RNA. RefSeq lists its product as uncharacterized. NCBI's taxonomy places the organism in Eukaryota, Fungi, Ascomycota, Sordariomycetes, Sordariales, Lasiosphaeriaceae. The transcript is spliced from 2 exons. The record is from RefSeq and is a predicted model, not a curated record. The coding region runs from base 1 to 1062 and encodes 353 amino acids.
AUGGCGAGUUUAGGUUCAACACCGUCAUCUCCGCCUCUCCAGGAUCCACCUACCGUGCCAACAGACGCCAUGUCGGCCCCCCCCGUGGCCACCAGCAACCCUUACCGCGAUGGCCACACACUGUCGCUAUUCGUCACGGCCACGUACCCGCCUUGGCAAGGGCUAGUCUCUGCCCAGCUGACGGUGAGGAUAUUGAGGGCCUUCCCCAUCACCAUGUCUCCGACAAUGAUCGUCCAGCUCCCGUCAGGUGGGCACGCGGUCCUCAAGAUGUUCGACCGCCGCUUUGGACCCCAGUCCCGGUGCCGCGGCAACCGGCCAAUUCCCCACACCACACAGGACGAAGCCCGCUGGGCGAGUUUUGUCGCCUCGAGCCAUUCACAGCAUGUCCUGCAAGAUAUUGAUCGCCAGCGAACCACCGGCAACUUCCCCCCUAGCGCCGGCGACUUGUACGAAGACGCCGUCAAUGAUGGGAAUCCCAAUUGCCCGCCGCACUGCGUAUUCGAGGCCGCUGUCCACGACCAGGCCCAACGCUACUUCAGAACCGAAGUCCAGGCUUACCAACAGCUCGCGUCCCUUCAAGGUGCGACCGUCCCCCGCCUGUAUGCCUCCAUCUCUCAUCAGAUCUCUUCUUUACUGGGACCCAGUGCCUCGGCGAGACCAGAAUUCCAGGCCCAGGGUAUCCUAAUCGAACUCAUCAAUGGCCUUUCUGGCGAACGUCUACUCAAUAACGCGAGGGAGUAUGCCGUCGCUGACUUGGCUCGCAUCGCCCAGAACGCGAUUGACGGCGCGGCCGCCAUCAACAACUACGGCGUGCUUUUGGGAGACUGCCAGCCGCAAAAUGUCAUCAUCAGGAACUCCGACGGCAGAGUCUUUUACAUUGAUUUCUCACAAGCCUACUUCCUGGGCCCCCACGGCCUUGGUAGAGACGCAUUUUGGACUUCUGUCCGAUGCAAUGGCAAUUUUGCUGUCAUGGCUGAGGCUUUGGCCGAAAAGGCACGCGAGGUGCACCGGGCUGAUAUCGCCAGUCAACUUCAGUUUCCGGGAGGGCCAUUUUCACGGUAG